AAAAACAAAUUCAUGAAAAUUUGAAAUUAUCACUAGAUAAUGAUGCGUGAUAGCACAUAUAAAUCGUAGUUCCGACCUAAUCUCAGAAGUUGCUUCGAAACAAGCGAGUAACAAUGUUGGCCAAGUGUGCUUUGGCUGCCAUCUUCGUGCUCCAGGUAUGCUGGGCCAUCCCGUACGACCUGACACCACGUAUCACUGAUGGUGUAGACGCCACGCCUGGUGAAUUCCCUUACCAAGUAUCCAUACAGUGGGGAAUUCCACAGAUAAUUAAACACAGCCACAUCUGCGGUGGUUCUAUCUUAAAUGAAUGGUACAUCCUAACCGCUGGACACUGUAUCCAGAAGAUUGGAGAACUGAGGGUUAUAGCUGGCAAAUACUACCUGCAGAAGAACGAGAACACAGAACAAACUAUCAACGUUGCCAAGACUAUCGUCCACGCUGGCUACCCAGGAGGUGUUGCCCAACACGACAUCGCCCUUUUGAAAUUGGAGAAACCCCUGAAGUUCAACAGCAACGUAAAGCCCAUCCACCUGCCCGCUCAAGGACAAAAUCAAGGGGGACAAGCUAUUCUUAGCGGAUGGGGUUCAACACAAAAAAGCAUCCGCCCUACCGUUCUACCAAACAAACUCCAGAAAGCUGUUGUUCCAAUCCUGAGCAACGAAGAAUGUUUAAAGGAACUGAAAUCCAAGCCAACCGUUGGCAAACAACCUGAACUCUUCAGCACUCAAGUCUGCAGUGGCACUUCUGGCAAGGAAGUGUCUGCCUGCUCCGGUGACUCUGGUGGCCCACUCGCCCAAGGCAAUGGAGCUGAAGCUGUCCAAGUUGGUAUUGCCUCAUGGGUGAUGAUGCCAUGUGGAUCUACACGCAUGCCCUCUGUAUACACCCGUGUCGCCUCCUACGUUCACUGGAUCUACUGGUACAUUGAUGAGCUACCAAGCACUCCGGUUCCAAUACCCCAAGUGACUCCUCCGACUGGUUCGGCUACCACAGUUACAAUUUCUUUCCUGAACAAAUUCGCUAUCACUUGUAUUGCGGUAAUACUUACCACAGUGCGUUUGGCUGCUUUAGAUGGUUAUGGGGUAAAUGCGAAGGUGUCAACCCGAAUCGUAAUUUUGGAUACCAUUGGGCUGAAGUGGAGGAGGGAGGGACGAGUUUGGACCGUUGCCAUGAAGGCGAUGGCCGAGUACAUCCUGGCCAACAAAGAGAAGAUUAGGAUGUACUUAACAUUGCACUCCUAUUCGCAAAUGUGGCUGGUGCCAUGGGGAUACACGUACUCGAAACCCUCCGACUAUUCCGAAUUAGUGAGUGCAGCGAAAAAAGCUAUCGGUGAAAAUUUCGGAGUUUGCUGGGCCAUCCCCUACGACCUGACACCACGUAUCACCGAUGGUGUCGACGCCACGCCUGGUGAAUUCCCUUACCAAGUAUCCAUACAAUGGGGAGUCCCACCCCUUACUAAAUACAGUCACAGCUGCGGUGGUUCUAUCUUAAAUGAAUGGUACAUCCUGACCGCUGGACACUGUAUCCUGAAGAUUGGAAAACUGAGGAUUACAGCUGGCAAAUAUUACCUGCAAAAGAACGAGAACACUGAACAGACUAUCAACGUUGCCAAGACUAUCGUCCACAGUCAAUACCCAGGAGGUGUUGCCCAACACGACAUCGCCCUUUUGAAAUUGGAGAAACCCCUGAAGUUCAACAGCAACGUAAAGCCCAUCCACCUGCCCGCUCAAGGACAAAAUCAAGGUGGACAAGCUAUUCUUAGCGGAUGGGGUUCAACAUCCAAGAGCACCCGCCCUGUUCUACCAGACAAACUUCAGAAAGCUGUUGUUCCAAUCCUGAGCAACGAAGAAUGCUUGAAGGAACUGAAAUCCCAGCCAACCGUUGGCAAACAACCUGAACUCUUCAGCACUCAAGUCUGCAGUGGCACUUCUGGCAAGGAAGUGUCUGCCUGCUCCGGUGACUCUGGUGGCCCACUCGCCCAAGGCAAUGGAGCUGCAGCUGUCCAAGUUGGUAUUGUCUCAUGGGGAAUGAUGCCAUGUGGAUCUAGCCACAUGCCCUCUGUAUACACCCGUGUCGCCUCAUACGUUGACUGGAUCCACCAGAACAUGCACUGACAACCUAGCACGCACUCUUCAGCUACUACAAUUACAAUUUCUUUCCUGAAAAAAUUCGCUAUCACUUGUACUGCAGUAAUACUUACCGCAGUACAUUUGUGACAAGUUGAUAGAAAAAUAGAAUACAACAAAUAAAGAAGCAAUAAUAAUAA
Osmia lignaria (orchard mason bee) is the source of this 2263-nucleotide messenger RNA. Its product is annotated as trypsin-1-like. Gene Ontology annotation, molecular function: serine-type endopeptidase activity. Gene Ontology annotation, biological process: proteolysis. The record is from RefSeq and is a predicted model, not a curated record. Lineage: Eukaryota; Metazoa; Arthropoda; Insecta; Hymenoptera; Megachilidae.